UAUUACACACAGAUUACUAAGCAUAAAAUAAGUAAAGAGAUAGAAGAAGCUUACUCUGACAAAAAUAGACAAGAUAUAAGAUAUUUAAUUAAUAAAUAUAAUCUUAAUAAACAACCGCAGGUAAAUAUUCCUGUAUAUAUUAAAGAUAUAGUCCUAUUUAAUAAGAUAAUUCUUUUAAUUUAA
Aspergillus piperis CBS 112811 is the source of this 183-nucleotide messenger RNA. RefSeq lists its product as uncharacterized. The record is from RefSeq and is a predicted model, not a curated record. The annotation marks the transcript as partial. The transcript has 2 exons. NCBI's taxonomy places the organism in Eukaryota, Fungi, Ascomycota, Eurotiomycetes, Eurotiales, Aspergillaceae.